CGUCACCAGAGCGAUGCGGUAGUAUUUAUAGCUCGUAUUUAAAGAGCCCCUGGGAGUCUCCGGCUGCGCGGCCUGAGCUCCGGGCCUAUAGAGAGGGUCACCGCUAUACCGCUCCCAGCCUGAACGACGGCCCUAGAGAGAGGGACCCCGCUAUACCGCUCCCAGUGAACGCCGGGCCUAGAGAGAGGGACCCCACUAUACCGCUGCCAGCCUGAACGCCGGGCCUAGAGAGAGGGACCCCGCUUCCAGCCUGAACUCUUGGCCUAGAGUGAGGGACCCCGCUAUACCGCUCCCAGUCCGGGCCUAGAGAGAGGGACCCCGCUAUACCGCUCCCAGUCCGGGCCUAGAGAGAGGGACCCCGCUAUACCGCUCCCAGUCCGGGCCUAGAGAGAGGGACCCCGCUAUACCGCUCCCAGUCCGGGCCUAGAGAGAGGGACCCCGCUAUACCGCUCCCAGUCCGGGCCUAGAGAGAGGGACCCCGCUAUACCGCUCCCAGUCCGGGCCCAGAGAGAGGGACCCCGCUAUACCGCUCCCAGUCCGGGCCCAGAGAGAGGGACCCCGCUAUACCGCUCCCAGUCCGGGCCCAGAGAGAGGGACCCCGCUAUACCGCUCCCAGUCCGGGCCCAGAGAGAGGGACCCCGCUAUACCGCUCCCAGUCCGGGCCCAGAGAGAGGGACCCCGCUAUACCGCUCCCAGUCCGGGCCUAGAGAGAGGGACCCCGCUAUACCGCUCCCUGUCCGGGCCUAGAGCGAGGGCCUAAUUCCGGAUACCAGAGUCCUUUCGGGCAACAAUCCUACCUCUUCCCAGCCAGCUCUGGCCGACAUGCAGUUACCGUGAGCCUCUGAACGGUGAGAAGGGGGGGACGGGACGGAGAUAGGCGUUCAUAGGGGCCCAGUGUCUUCUCUGGGGACAAAGAGUGAGAUAUAGAGCCCAGUAUUGAUGGUUUCAGAGUGAGUGACCCAGCAGUGAUGGGCUGUCCAGGCGAUACCUAGAGGUGAGAUUUAGGGGCCCAGCAGGGAUGGUCUGUCCAGGUGGUACCUAGGGGUGAGAUUGAGGGGCCCAGCAGUGAUGGGGUGUCCAGGCGGCACCAAUGGGUGAGAGUGAGGGGUCCAGCAGUACCUAGGGGGGAGAGUGAGUGACCCAGCAGUGAUGGUGUGUUCUGGCAGCACCAAUGGGUGAGAUUGAGGGACCCGGCAGUGAUGGGGUAUCCAGGCGGUACCUAGGGGUGAGAUUGAGGGGCCCAGCAGGGAUGGGGUGUUCUGGCAGCACCAAUGGGUGAGAUUGAGGGACCCAGCAGUGAUGGGGUGUCCAGGUGGUACCUAGGGGUGAGAGUAAGUGACCCAGCCGGGAUGGGGUGUUCUGGCAGCACCAAUGGGUGAGAUUGAGGGACCCAGCAGUGAUGGGGUGUCCAGGUGGUAUCUAGGGGUGAGAUUGAGGGGCCCAGCAGGGAUGGGGUGUCCAGGUGGUAUCUAGGGGUGAGAUUGAGGGGCCCAGCAGGGAUGGGGUGUCCAGGUGGUAUCUAGGGGUGAGAUUGAGGGGCCCAGCAGGGAUGGGGUGUCCAGGUGGUACCUAGGGGUGAGAUUGAGGGGCCCAGCAGUGAUGGGGUGUCCAGGCGGCACCAAUGGGUGAGAGUGAGGGGCCCAGUAGUACCUAGGGGUGAGAGUAAGUGACCCAGCAGUGAUGGUGUGUUCUGGCAGCACCAAUGGGUGAGAUUGAGGGACCCAGCAGUGAUGGGGUGUCUAGGCGGUACCUAGGGGUGAGAUUGAGGGACUCAGUAUUGAUGGGGAUAUAGUAUUAGGGGGCCAACCUUUAAGGUGUUACUGGACAGUUAGCGGUGUGUUGUAAGGGUCCUGUAGAGAUUCAUCGUUAGAGCUGGAAUGUUGGGAACAUGCUUUGAGUGGGUUUGUGUGGAGGCAGCUUGUGGUGGCUUUGUAGGGCCCAGUUUUUUAAGAGUUCUAUGGGAGCUAGGGCUGGGAUGUGGGGGUUCCCUGCAAGCCAAUGGUGAGAGGUGGCUGGAAUUGUGGAGGGUGCAUGAUUUACACAAGUCUUACCAGUACAGAGGUCAGUCACUUAGACCUUACACAGCUGAAAAGAGACUUGCGUCCAUCAAGUUCAGCCUACCUCACAUUUGUUUUUUGCUGUUGAUCCAAAAGAAGGCAAAAAACAGUUUGAAACACAAUUUUGCAACAAGCUAGAAAAAAAAAUUCCUUUUUGACCCCAGAAUGGCAGUCAGAUUUAUCCUUGGAUCAAGCAGUUAUUACCCUACAUUGAAAGAUUAUAUCCUUGAAUAUUCUGUUUUUGCAAGUAUGCAUCUAGUAGCUGUUUGAACAUCUGUAUGGACUCUGAUAAAACCACUUCUUCAGGCAGAGAAUUCCACAUCCUGAUUGUUUUUACAGUAAAAAAAACCUUCCCUUUGCCUUCUCUUACAUUAUUUCAAUACACUGAGUUUAUACUGUUCUGGACCAAAACAAGUAUUUGCUUGAAUAUCUGCCCCUGUCCAAAUGUUUUAAAUGUAAUAAAAAGUGUGCACACCAAAGAAAUCGCACACACAGAAAAGUUGUUAAAUGAAAACUUCCACAUGUAUUGUCAGGGGGGCUGGUAGCCCCUUAAAAAGGCAAAAGAUUGCAAUGUGUGCAAAUACAGAAAGCAAAACUUUUCAGUUGGGUAAGGGUUAGAUAUUAGUAAAACUAAACAUUUAAUUGGUUAGGUCUUAAAGGACCACUAUAGUGCCAGGAAAACAUACUCGUUUUCCUGGCACUAUAGUGCCCUGAGGGUGCCCCCACCCUCAGGGACCCCCUCCCGCCCGGCUCUGGAAGGGGAAAGGGGUAAAAACUUACCUUUUUCCAGCGCUGGGCGGAGAGCUCUCUCCUCCGAUCCUCCUCCGCCCGGCUGAAUGCGCACGCGCGGCAAGAGCUGCGCGCGCAUUCAGCCGGGAUCACUGAAAGCAUUUACAAUGCUUUCCUAGUGCUCUCACUGUGAAAAUCACAGUGAGAAGCACGCAAGCGCCUCUAGUGGCUGUCAUGAGACAGCCACUAGAGGAUUAGGGGGAAGGCUUAACCCAUUCAUAAUUAUAGCAGUUUCUCUGAAACUGCUAUAAUUAUGAAAAAAUGGGUUAACCCUAGAAGGACCUGGCACCCAGACCACUUCAUUAAGCUGAAGUGGUCUGGGUGCCUAGAGUGGUCCUUUAAGUGUUUUUUAUCUUGAUGUACUUCCUCCAAGGUGUGAUGUCAUCAUUGUCUUUGCGUGUAGCUCCGGAUGGAGAUGCCAUCUUGCUACACAAGGGUCUUAGUCGAUGGGAGGGGGUACUCUAGCAGCCAUUUUGAGUAAUAAAUGAACACAUGUACACAUAGUAAAUAGACAUUUUACACACAUUUAAUUUCUAUCCAUCACAAUACUAGUUUCUUAACACCAACUAUGUGACUCUCAGUAAGCUGUUCUAUGUAGACGUUUGUAUUACACUUGGAUCUGAAUGGUUCGGUAGCCUUGCAAGGUUAAGGAGUAUUUUUAUUUCACAUAUAUUUAGCCUUUGCCGUGCAUUCCUGUGCAAGGUGUGUUUCACUUUAAGAGGCUGUGACUACUGGAAUCCUUCACAGCUUCUGGUAAGGUGCUUUGAGGUGUCUUCAGACUUGUUAAAGGUGAGUCCUGAUGGUGCAGUGAUGGCUGCCAUUACUUACACUUUUACAUUAAUACAACAGGCUGGUGGAACCGGUUACCCCACCCAGUGCACCUGUCUGGCACGAUGCCUUGUUUAAACUGGUCGCCUGUACAGGUGUACUGGCUAAUGGCUGCUCUUACAGGUUAUAUCAACACCUGCUAAACUCUAAUUCAGGUGCUGUCUGUCUUUUGUUCUCUGUUAAUAUAAACCUCAUAUAAGAAACUGCUACCACCCACCUUAUUUGUGUCUCCAGGGGAGUAAAGGAAAGCCAGCUACAUCCAUUACCCUGGAUAUGUAACAGGAAUAACCAGCACUGCUCUGUAUAUAAUACAGUGUGCAAACAUACAUUAAUCAUAACCUGUAAUCACUGUUUGACACAGGGCUUGACUUCAUGUGUAAAGAUAAAGGUGUGAAUAUGGGGCGCAUCCUCUAUAGCAAAAGCUGUGGUUGGAACUCCAUUCCACUUCUAUGGUCUUCACUGCAUCUUCUGCGGGCAUAUCUGGCGAGAUAUAUUGAGGGCUACGUUGACCUCUUAAUUUGUGUUCCCACAUUUGAAAUACCAGAGAAUAUUUUGUGUGUGUUUGGAUGCUACGUCACAGGAGCUCUAUUUAUUUUAAUCCUAAGUGCAAUAGACUUUUUUUAUUUAUUUAAUUUUUUUUUUAGGGAAUUCUGAUUUGUAGAUUUCGAAGAAUUCCAAAAGUAAACACAAAGAAACAAACCUGUUCAAAUCCUCAAAGCAAAUUGAUAAAUUUAGUUUAUAUAAAACUCCAGGGAUAAAUGAUAUAAAUGGAUUGCAGUUUGGGCAGGUGGCUGUAUUUCUCUAACCCACGCUGUGCCAGAGGUUGGCAUUGCUUACAUGUUCGUUCUUGUUGAGGUGGCAUCUGGCUGCGUUUUGCCUUCUGUGCCUGGGAGCGAAGGACUCCCCACACCUGCAGUGUAUUUCAUUGAAACUUAAUUCUGCUAUUAAUCACACCGCAUGCUGUCACUUUAAUGGCAGAGUGAUGCUUCCCUGAAAUAUACAUUGUUGUGCUGCGGAAUCCUUAUAAACAUUGUUUGGGGGUACAGUAUCUGAAAGCGGCUAUAUUUAAACGAAUAGGACUGAUCCAUUCAGGAGUGCCUGUCACAGAACAUGCCUGGUUGGCAUUUGAUCUCUGGAGCAGUAGGUUACGGGUGUAACCUGGCAUGUCCUCUAGAUCACAUUUGGCAAUAUUCACAUACUGGUCAAAACUGGUUCUCAGGCUUUAUUUAAAGAAAGUCGUGUGAUGGAAUUGAAACUGUCUGUGGACUUUCUUGUAAAGUAACUGCAGCAUGUGUGGCACUUUCUGUAGUCUAGUAAUCUGCUAGGGUCAGGUAUCACCCAGGGCAAGCUACUUGUCCUGACUCACAAUUUAAAUCGGGGAUGGGGUUGCUUCCUACAGCCUAGUGUUUCUCUGUCCCUUUCCCACCAAUAGAGUGAUGGCUGUGUAUAGAAUGUAUGUGUGAGUGAGCUGGCUAUGUGUGUGGCAAAGGUGUUUUACCAUCGUCUUACCUUUGAUGGCUGUAAUGUGGUCCAGCGGGGGCAAAACCUCUCAGAUGGUUCAGUGGCAGAGCUUGUGCAGGCUACAGCAGUCAUGUUGUCAAUUUGGAUAUACACACACUGAUGCGCACAUGUCGUGUGCGUGCACAUAUACACGCCCAUACAAACGCAUUGAUGUAGAGACCCACAUACACUGACAGGCACACAAUCACAGUGUAUCUGUACCUGUAUUCGUGUGUGUAUGUGCAUCCAUGACUGUCUGUUUGUGUUGAGGGAGCUAUUUGUGUUCUUACUGUGUUGUGUUUACGGUGGGACUCUGUGUGAGCGGUGAUUAUGAGGGUUACUGUCUGUUUAGAAACCAGUCUGUGUAAAUAAGAUGCAUUGUUCUAAACUACGUCUUGGUUAAAUUGGUAUUGAAAAUUCACCUUAAAUGUCUCAGGAUAGCCGCAUCCUCAUCCAUACCUCUAAAAUUAGUGUGUCUCAUGUCUGAUUUGAAAUGUUUGGAGAUAUGAUUGCAGCCUUUGGGGUUUGGUCAGGGGAGAUGACAGGGUACUUUCAGUAAUCUGUUAUCCGUACCCAGCGCUGUGUGUGUGUGUGUGUGUUUUUUUUUUUAUUUUAAUUUUCUUUUUCUUUUUUGUGUACACCCUGUAAUAGAAGUCGCUUGGUUUUAGAUAUUAAAUGUGAGGGUUGACAUAGAGCACUGGGACCAUCUCCUGGAUUUUCUGUCAUUUUUUUUUUUUUUUUGUGGUAUAGAGGACACUGUUCUGUCUGGUUUUUUGGGUAUAGAAUGUGGUCGCAGUCUGGUGACCUAUCUUCAGCCAUUUGCCCGAUACCCUGCUUGUUAAGUGAAAUGGCUUUUGGGGGGGUCACUUGUAACCCUGGAUAGAUCUUGUGUAAAGGUUAGUAACUGUGUGGUGAUGUUCGUGCCGGUCUUGUUUGACCUAUGGGCUUUCCUUUUACAGACUGCUUUGGUGCAGGUAAAUUAGCUCUUCUUGCUGAAGUCCAACUUUUUCAGGUGUCUGUGCAGUACCUGCUCAUUACAACUUGCAGACUUUGACCUCUUUGUCCAGUGGAUUCCGGUGAAUUAAAAUAGUGUGUUCCUCUCGCGUCCGGUUAAUAUUGGACAACAAAUCUAACAAUGGAUUGGGCAUCUUCACCCAUUCUCAGAUAAGACGUAUGUCCGUGUGUAAAUAAAUACUCACUGUCUGAGUUAAUGGAUUUCUGGAAAUGUGAAACCUGUGAUGGAGGGUAUUGGCAGAGAGCUUCUCACUUGCACUCAAAACCCCAUAUUCUCUGUGGUACCCCAUGUACAUCUUUGAGCUCUUGAGGUUCUGUCUUUCUUCCAGAGCUGCUACUUGGCACCGUGUGGGUUAUGAAAAGUUAUUGAAUGAGUGUAUGGUUGCAUGUUUAAUAAAUGCUAUUGAUGUAGCAGACAACAUAGAACUACACCUCCUUGAUGCUCUGCCAUUUCGUUUCUUCAAUUAGUUAUAGCUAAACAUUCUGGGACUUGUAAUUCCACUAAUGCUUAUUGCUGAUUAUCCCAGAUCUGCAAGAAGCUUUAUAUUAUCCUAUUAAUCUAACACUGCAUGGUGUCCAUGUUGCUUAAAGUUUGAAUAUUUUGGGCGUUGACCAAGAUGGUGGGCUGGUGUGGUUCAGGUGUAUUAAUAAUCCCCCACAAAUCGCUAUUUUAAAAACCAAGUUCUACUGACUAGUUCUUUGUUCUCUUCUUCCAGAUCUAUCAAAAUGACAGAGUACAAGCUUGUGGUAGUUGGCGCUGGAGGCGUUGGCAAGAGUGCUCUAACAAUCCAGCUGAUUCAGAACCACUUCGUGGACGAAUACGACCCUACGAUUGAGGUGAGCUGACUCUGCAGUGUAUGGACUGUGGUGCAUCCCUGUAAUGGGGAAAGGUGUGAUCACCUAGAUGUUGAACCCCAGUAUAAGGAGGAGGUUGCUGACAGCAAGAGGUGUAACUCUCUAGCAAAAGGGAAACUACCAGCAUGAAGAGAACCCCCAUAACAGGAUGGUUCUUAUAACGUGUGUGUGUGUGUGUGUGUUUUGAUGAUCAGGGUGGAUUGACUUGACACACUAGUCACUCUAUUGAAAUCACCCUUUUUUUUUUUUUUUUAAUGUAUAGACUCCUGACUGAUUAAAAAGUUAAAUAUGAAAUCUUCACUUAGUUGCAAAUAUUAAAAUUAUAAGCGUAGUUUAAUAGUGUUAUCAAAACUGAUUGUUAUGUAAUAUUAGAAAUACAUAAAUAAUGGUGAAAUUAUUGCAAGAUGAGAGUUUUUAAUAGGUUAAUCACUUGUAUUUGGAGAACAACUUAAAGGUGUUCAUUGUGUGUACAUAGAUUUGCACACUAACAAUGGUUAGUAGGUAUGUUUCUGAACUUGUAUUUUUAUAACCUUUUUGCUGUGAAGAGGUUUGUGUAUAUCGAUAUCUAUCUGUCCGUCCCUGAUGGAGAUGGAUCAAAUAUGUGGCUAGAAUUGCAACAGAUGUUCUGGAGCAGUUUAUUUGGGGUUCCAGUACGGUGUGUGUGUGUGUGGGGUGUUUUUGUUUUUUUUUUUUCUCUCUCUCUCUCAAAAUCCACCCAUUCUAAAAACCGUCUCUCACUGGCUUUGUCUGCAGCUCUCUUUGCAAUCUGACCAGAAAUACAAAAAAAAAAAACUUGUGUAAUGUGUGCACUGGGUUUUUGGAUCACAUGUACAGGAGAUAGAUAGCUACAUAUAAUGUGAUUGUCACAAAAAUAAAAUGGAAAUUCCUAUUGGCACUGUGUAUAAAGUUGUUAUCCUAUAGCACAUGACUCAAAAGUUUUUAAUAAUGAAUAUGUUUAAGGGACCAAUAAACUAUUGACCUCAUUAUGCUUUUAUUUUUUUUUGUGCAGCUGAAAAACUGCAUGUAUGAAGAGAAUAUUGCUCCUAAUCUGAUAUAUAUUCUCGCGUGGGGGAGCCGCGUGUUAUUUUCAUGGUGCUAUGAUAGAUCUCCUUCUCUGGCCUGCUAGCACUUUGCUGACAGCCGGCAGGGAGGGAGAGUGCACCCGGGGGCUGCAGCUCCGCUGAAUUCUCCUCUCAAAAAGGUAUAUAUAUUCAUUUGCCCUUCUAGCUCCCCCAUACACACUCUCUUCUCCCCAGUCAGGAUCUUGCAAGUUGAAGAGAUCUUCCAACUGCACCUGUGUAAACCGGUCAGGCAUUUGCAAUGCACUUUUCCAACAUUCCUAGGGUUAGGGUGCUGAUUAGGUCUGUGUAUCCCCCUGGAAAGGUGGUGGAAAGCAUAAUAAAUAGGCGUGUAAAUAUGGGAGAAAGGCAUCCUAUUUACCGGCUUUCUUUCAGCCUGUAGAUUCGGAAGCUGUGCCCAUGGUUCUAGUAGGCAAUAAGUGUGACUUGCCGCCUAGAACUGUGGAUACAAAACAAGCGCAGCAUCUGGCAACUGUCUUUCAAAACUGUAACUCAAUGUGAAGCAUGUCCCUUUAAAGCUAAAACCACUAUUUGCUAACAUAGGCAUUGUGGAAAACUGACAAGGGAAUUACAACUGUGAACAAGCAACACAAUGUCUUCACAAAUCUGGCAAUAACUGAACCUGCUGACUGCAGUCAAACUCCUAUCACUCACUCUGCCAGCCCAUUAGAUUACAGUAGAUAUUUACAGUUUCACCUCCAAGACUUCUGCUGAGCUCUGCAUGCGGAGGCUCUCAGGGAGGAGUGACGUGAAGUCAUUUGGCUGGCAGCUAGAGUCUCUGGCUGGGGAAGGACGUGUGUGCUAACUGGGAGAGGUGAGUCUCUUAUUGGUAAAUAUCCAUGCUUGUAAUUGGAAAUAUUCUAAAUAUUGUCUGCACUAAUUUUAAUACUAUCCAUAGUCUAAAGGGGUGGGUUUUAUAUCAUUUGUGCCUAGUUAUUGAAAUGGGUAACACAAUGCACUAAGAGCGUCCCUUUCAUUGCAGGACUCUUACAGAAAGCAGGUAGUCAUCGAUGGGGAGACUUGCCUCCUGGAUAUCCUGGACACUGCAGGUCAAGAGGAGUACAGUGCUAUGAGAGAUCAAUAUAUGCGAACAGGAGAGGGGUUCCUGUGUGUAUUUGCUAUUAAUAAUACAAAAUCAUUUGAAGACAUUCACAAUUAUAGGUAGGGUUUGCUAAAAUGCUUUGAGUUCAGGUUUUUCAUUCACUUUGUGGGAUGUUUUGUCUGUAUGCUAUACUGGCACUAAAAGCUGAAUGCUUGGGUUGUUCCAAAAAAUCCAGAAUCAAUAGUUGGCUCACAAGAUGGGAACACUGUUUAUAUAUGUUAUGAUCUUUCCAGGAAUGCUUAUUUUUUUUAAAUCUGUAUUUAUGACCUUACUGGUACGCGCACUAUUCAUAACACUGAGUGUUCUAUGUUAAUGCUGCCUGCCUAGAGAAAAUAAUUAGACUUGUAACAUCUGACUUGCUCUGAGUUGGGUAUAUCUCUUCUAUUGGGUGGGAAGUCUUGAUGAACAUCCAGGUCAUUCUUGCAGCAUGUCAGUUGACCCAGGAAGGGACACUGUCUAAGUUUAGGAUUACAGGUUUAUAUUGCUAAAACUAAAGUGUUACCCUAAAUAUCUGGAUUGUUGGGUCUUCAGAACAAUAAACUGUAGUGGUUCUGGCGAAGUGUACCUUUUUAACUGCAUACAAAAAAAAUCACACUGGUAAUUAGAGUAGUUUUGCUAAUGUAUUAUGUGGCUGACCAAUACAUCUUUAACAAGGGUUUUUAUUUUUAUUAUAGAGAACAAAUAAAAAGGGUUAAAGAUUCUGAAGAUGUGCCCAUGGUUCUCGUAGGCAAUAAGUGUGACUUACCGUCUAGAACUGUGGAUACAAAACAAGCGCAGGAUCUGGCACGAAGCUAUGGAAUUCCAUUCAUUGAGACAUCGGCAAAGACAAGACAGGUAAGUCUUCCUACAAAAUCGUCCCCCUACUCUCCCAAAAGUAUAAAUUCUGCUCUUUGAUUGCCUUUUAAUUUUUAUAAAUCUAGCAAAUCAAUCUAACAUGAAGCUUUCAUCUUGACAAUUUGGUUUAAUCACUUCUUACAAAGAGCUACAAGCUCGUCUAAAUAACGUGACUUCCUUUUAAUGAAGAUGAAAUCUCUAUUUGCAGACUGUCGGUCACAGCUGUCCUUUCUGCUCUUAAUGAACUGACCAAAAUAAAGAUACCAUAUCUGGAAAUACGGUCGUGCUCAGAGGCUGAUUUGUUACUGGGGUUUACAGUUUAACGAUUCUUUCUGUUAAUGCCUCCAUGAUCUUGUUAGGUCAACAUUCUUGAUUUGUAAAGCGCCUGAAGGAGGAAGUUUGUUUUUAAAGAAAACCUAGUCUGUACUGAAUAUAUCUAUAGCUAUAUCUCUAUCACACACUGUAGCGGAGAUACAAUAUUACCCAGGUUAUCUCCGCUUAUAAUCCAAGUGAGACUCAGGAACAAGUAAAUAAUAAAUCCAAAGGCAGGGUUUCCAGCAGGUAACAUACAGCAAUAUCCCAACAGCAAUCCCAAUAACUGGACGACACACAGUUUCAGGAGCAUAACUGACAAGCCUUUAAUCGCAGUCUCCUUAUAAAGCAUGCUCCCAUGCAAGGGAGGAACUUACAGUAAUUAUUACAGUAGCCAAUCCUGUCCUGGUAACCUCCCACACAUCCCCUCCCCUCAGCCAGCAUCAUAAUCCCCUUAGCCAGCACACCAAUUCCCCCCAUUUCUGGAUGUACCCCUAAACGUAGGGGUACCCCUUUAAAUCAUACAUCCCCGGGUAGCCCUGAUCUGGGUGAACAACAUAUCCAAAAAUCACCCAGAUCGGACCAGGGGUUCGGGAAAAGUAUGGAGGGAAUAAAAUGACCGACCGCACGAACAGAGAUAGCCGAAUUCGGUUCCAUGUGAAUGGGCCUUGCGGUCGGUCCUGGCAUAAGGGAAUAAAAUACACGAAAGCCUCUAGCUAUAGAGGCUAGGGAGGGUUCGCCUGAAUCCCCUCGUUCGGUAUUUUCUAUUUACCGAACGAGGGGCCGUUCGGUAGUUUGGAACCGAACGGACCAGGGCUGUGGAGGUCUCAGCGGUGUUCGCCUACUCGAGUGUCCGAUUUUAGUUCCAGACACUCGACGGCAAAACACCGCUGUUCGGGAGUUUUAAAAUGGCCGCCGCCACGUGUUCGUUUGUCGAAUGGCGGCCACCCCCGAGAACAAAGGACGGCUACUUACUGUUCAAUUACCCGUUCGCAACAAUGUUGCAAUGGGUAAUUGAGGACACACUUCACACAGGGAGGUCUGGUUGUUCGGUAGUUUCAUUCGAAUAAACUAAGGGAAUGAAACCACCGAACAAUCAGAGGAAUACAAGUCUUUUUAAAUGCACAGAAAUUACAGCAGAUACACGUAUGCAGCUUUAUACAGUAUUUCUUGUAGGGUCGCCUGGUGCCAUCUGCUACACACACACACUCUGCAGCCUAGGGAAUAUGGGUUCAAACGUAUUAAAGGAGGAUUUUGGAGAAAUUGGGAUAGUGAAAGCUUGUUUGAUAGUAACUCUGAAAUGCUAUUACACUGUUGCAAGCAUAGCUUCUGUACAAAUAGUUUAGGCUUGGGUAGGACAGGGCUUAGAAGGAUGGGGAGUCCUAGCAAAGUGUUAGUAGCUGAAGGUGACGCACGCUGAUUUGGCUACUGUUACUAGAAUGGGUUGUCUGGGAGGCUAGUGCAUUUGUUAGAAUUGUACCAAAAUGGUUUUGUAGUGUUAAAGGACCACUAUAGUGCCAGGAAAACAUACUUUUUGGCACUAUAGUGCCCUCCGGGUCCCCCUCCCGCCGGGCUCUGGGGAGAGGAAGGGGUUAAAAUCUUGCCUUUCUCCAGCACCGGGCAGGGAGCUCUCCUCCUCCAUAGCGAUGUCAUCGGCUGAAUGCAUGGCAGGAGCAGCGCACGCAUUCAGCCAGUUCAUAGGGAAGCAUUUAGAAUGCUUUCCUAUGGACGAUGGCGUCUUCUCGCUGUGAUUUUCAGUGAGAAGCACGCAAGCGCCUCUAGCGGCUGUCAAGAGACAGCCACUGGAGGCUGGAUUAACCCAUUUAUAAACCUAGCAGUUUCUCUGAAACUGAUAUAUAUGUGUGUGUGGUUAACCCUAGCUGGACCAGGCACCAAGACCACUUCAUUAAGUUGAUGUGGUCUGGGUGCCUAUAGUGGUCCUUUAAUACUGCAAGAUCGAUGGGCAGAAAAGUUGCAAAUUGGUAUAACCUGCAGUGUGACUGGUGCUGCCUCUGUUCAGAUUCUGUAAAAACAUUGUUCCUCCACAUUUUAAGCUACCAAACUUCAGCCUGAUCAUUCUGUGUUUUGGCUGGGGAAGUGUAUCAUUGGUCAUAAUCAGACAGUCCUUCAGAUCUGCUCGUAGUCCAGGCUGGGUGAAGAUUAAUUUAUUUGUGUGGUGGGUUAAUAUUUAAUUGGUGAUGGGCUCUUGACAUCCUCUGCAUUGACAAAACAAUCUUUCCUGUGUUAAAUCAAAAAAAAAAAAAACUUGCCUGUAGCUGGUCUUGCCUAUUUAAAUCUUCUUUAAUCUUGGGAGAAUCCAUUUUAAUGUUUCCCUCCCUUAAUUUGAUCAUUAACGCUAAACCUGAGCUAAAUUAAGUUUAAUGCCCAUUAUAAUUGACUCUAUGAAAACCACUCUGUCCCAUGAAUGCUGCUCUUAGUUUGCCAUCCAGACACUACCAAAAUCAAUUUCACAGCUUCAUUCAUGUAAUAACCUAAUGAUGGCUUUAUCUAGAUCCUUAAUUAUAUUAAGAAUAAUUCUUUUACUUAGAAAUUUCUCCAAAUUCUAUCUGGGCUCCAUAUAACACCUACUGUACUGGGGAAAUGGGCUUAACCCAAAAAACAUCUCCUAGAGGCAGUUUGAACUCCAGGGGCCCCAAGAUGUGUCCCUGAACCCCAUAUUUUAAAGGAGUUCUGUUUUACAAUGCAGAGAGUGGAAGAUGCUUUUUAUACACUGGUGCGAGAAAUUCGACAAUACAGAUUGAAAAAGAUGAGCAAAGAAGAGAAAACACCAGGCUGUGUGAAAAUUAAAAAAUGCCUGGUAAUGUAAUGGGUAAGUGCUUUCACUUCGGUGUCUUGGGCUAAUUGGAGGGUGCCUAUGGUUGAGAUUGUGGAACAGUCCAAGUAGGGGGAAGCUUUUUGUAAAAGUACGUGUGUGUGUUUGAGGUCAAAUGGUGUGGAUUUUAAUGUGAUGUUUGAGGAUGCAAUGAUCUCCUUUUUUUUUUAAAAAAAAAUGUCUAAAGUUACUGCCCCCAGCCUGUGUAAUGCUGGGGCGACGGCUGGGACACACUCUUGGUAAACGACAAAAAUAAUUUUCUGUGCUAGUCAGGUUUUACAAAAUGCCAUCAGUUCUCUCCUACCCGUUGGGUGGUCUAGGAGGUUUCUAGAUUUGAGGUGUAAAUGUCCUGUAUUGGUUUUGGUUUUUAAAAAUAAAUAAAUUAUAGCUGCCCUAUGGAAUAUCUGAUGGUUUAUUAUAACCGUUCAUGUAUUAGGGUUGCAUGGCUUGCAUUAAGAUGUUAAACAGGAAGAAGACUGGUGGCAGGGGCACUGGGGUUUGUUUCAGUGGACCGGUCUAGAAUCCAUUUGUAACAUCUUAUACAUAUAAUAAUCUGCACACAUCUGCUAUAAAGUGUUGUAUUUGAGGAAGACACAGCUGAAGGUUGAUUUUUUUUUUUUUUAUUUUUUUUUUUUAUUUUUUUGUGUUUUGUGUGUUACCUGCCUCCCUUGGUGUGGGAGAGGUCUCCAAAUCUAUUUGACUCAAGUUCUUUUACAGAAGUGUGAGUAAGCAGCUCAAUAAUAUCUGCUAGGAUAUUUUGAAAUCUCUCAUCGAAUGGCUUGAAUUUAAAUUUGUUUGUUCUGGGUGCAGUUUAAAUUCUUGGUGUAAGCUCUCCUUACUCAUGGUUUGUCUUCCUGCAGGGCGUGGAUGAUGCUUUCUAUACGUUAGUACGAGAAAUUCGCAAGCACAAGGAGAAGAUGAGCAAAGAUGGCAAAAAGAAAAAGAAGAAAUCCAAGACAAAGUGUUCAAUUCUGUAAACGGCAUAUGUCCCGUCUGCCUGCACCCACCCACCCUGACGCAUGCAGAAACCUGAUUCUGUUCCAUACACUAAAUUAUUAGCGUUUUGCUUCUCUUUAUUUUGAGACCUGUGGCUUAUGCUUGGAGAAAACACUUUAUCUGACAGUUUAAAGCAAUCAUUUUUAAUUUUUGUGCCAGUAUUUAAUUUUCUGACUGCAGGCCUUGUGAAAAGCUAAAGUAACUGUAGCAAUGUGAAGGCCGGGUCUUACCGCUGCCCCCGGCAUUGUAUCUGUUCAUCACAUGGUCUAAACGUGUCCUGGUUUCAUUGUCAUCUGUUAUAGGUUGCUUCCUCUGUUUAGCUAAACCGGGUGCUGCUGUCAGUGGCGUCAUCUUCACGUCUGGCUAUGCUCGUCACAAUUUCUAACAGGACAGUUAACUAACUAAAGGGGGCCUCCCUUCCCCCUGAUAUGCCUCUUCCAAUGGGCAUGCACUACACACUACAUCUGCUUUCCAUCGUCCUCUCUCUUCUUCCUUUGUCCUCACUGAUAUGUAAAGUGAACCCAUUCCCACAAUGUGAUAAUGGCAAUGGUGCUACUUUGACUUGCUGCAUGGAUAUUUAACAUCUCUUGUUUUGCAGAAAUACACUUAUUUAUUUCUUUCCCUGCUUUAAUGCCUUUUAGAUGUAAAGAUGCUAAAUUGCACUACUUAUUGUGUCUUGCAGUAGUUUAAUAACUAAGUGACAUUGCUAACAGUCUGUCUUUUUUAUAGCUCUUGCUUAAGGAUAUAUCCCCUACCAGCACUUUGCCAAAAGCUGAUUGUUGGCGACGGUCUUCAAUCCUCUAAAGCCUCUCUACGCUCUAGGAAACCAAUCCUGUGACUGGGACAGACUGCAGUCAGUACUUUAGUUCCUAAAGGCCAGUUUCACACAUCUGGCUCUACAUCCACAUUUAAUUGAAAAUAUUUCUCUCUAAAAGGGUUAACUGGGCCACUAUAAUGUCCAGUAUGUUUCUUUCCAUGUGUUGAUGUAGCUCUGAUCCAGUAAUUAUAGCCAGAGUUAGUACAUUUAGCAUGAUGAAAGCAGAGCUCCAGGAAGCCUGAUCUACUCCACACAGAGCAAUGGGCAGGAGGUCCAUGUUUCUGGCUCCAGCUCUCUGUAUAUGGUUAUUUUGUGUCCAGGAUUUGUUCCAUUUGAGGUAUUUCCGUGGAGCUUUUGCAGUGGUUGUAUUUUUAUGGCAAUAUAUUUUCCGUGGCAUCCUACCUCAAAAUAAGUGCAGCUCAGAUGGAAACAAACUAUUUUAUACUAUCCGUAUUGCUAACAUAGUACUCUUAGGGCAGGGAGCUAGCAAUCUAUUGUGUCUUCCAGGGACGCUCCAAUGCAUUGUAUUUUCAUGAAAUUGAUGACUAGAUGCACGGUAAUAAAUAAGAGCAGCUGUAGCCGCAGUAACAAACUAUUUCAGAACCCUUAAUUAAGAUGUACAGGUUUGCUUUCAUUAAAUCAUAGCAGGAUUAAAGGGGGUGGAGGGGUUACAGUCUCAUCACUUUUCCAGUACUCGCCCUAAUUAAAUAGAACUUUGUAAUUUGCUAUUUUACCAACAUCUUCUUUAACCUGCAUCAGCAGUACUGAAAUUAUUCCUCCAUCUUCCCAAGACAUCGGCUUCCUCCACAGUUGUAGGUUUAACCAUAUUUAGUAUACAGAGACUUGCUUUUAAUGCAUUUUAUUGAAGGGCAAGUUUUGUUUAACCAAAAAAAAAAACAAAGUUUGGCUUCUAUGUCCAGCCCUGGUAUUCUACUAAGCAGUUGAUGGAUAUAUUAACACACACUCUAAAAACUGGCAUUGUGCUCCUCUCAGGGGUGUCCCAACUCAGUCACCCAACAACAUAAAGGGACACUCCCCAUGCCCAACUCAAUAAAAUAACCAAUGAAAACUAGCAUUCAUGCAUUUAAUUUAAGUAACAGGACUGGUUGUCUGACAGCCAGGGGUGUGUAACAAGGUUUAUAUAUAAAACUUGAAAUAUGCUCCUUUCAAAUAAUGAAUAAUUAACCAUCUAUUGAUCGGACACCCCUGUGAUCUCACUAGUGCCUUGCAGCACGCUUUGCCAUCUCCAGUGACGUGAGGGUUAAAGCAUUGUUUCAUUAUAUGUGAAACCCAGCUGUGGAUUUAAUUUUUUGGUGUGUGUGUGUGUAAGCUUUCUAUAACCAACCCCCUCUGGGUAAUGGCUGCUGCUGUGCACAUUUUGUUAAUGUGGCAUUAAAAGGAGUGUACCUACGGAUAAAUACAGUCUACAUUACUUGAAUAUGAAUACGUUCACCUAGCUGCAAUUCCAGUCUGAAGCCUGGCUCUGAUCGGCACGGCCAUUUAAUUGUAGCACGCCAACAUUUUUAAUUACCCUGGGAUUUCGCAAUAAUCUAAGCACAUUCUGUGAAAUUGCUGAAAGCAACAGUCCUCAUGCUUUGCCAUAACCUCUUGUCUUGUAUUUAGAUUGCUCUCCCCUUACCGCACACGUAAUAUUGUCUUACUAUAUUGCUCUUGACUUUGGUGAGGUGGGAGCCCCACUGGUUUAAGGUGCAGUACGCUCCCUCCACCCAAGAUAAAAGUAACAUGUUUACCUGGAAUGUAUUGUAACUAUUUUUGUAUAGAAACAUGCACAUUUUGUACAUUGUGCUUUAUUUUUAAUCUGUUUGAUACAUGCCGAUUGUGAUGACCACAUUGUGGUCACUGACACAACUACAAAUUAAAAUGACCACUGAAUUCCAUGUUUAUUUUAUAGGAGUAUGUUCUGUGUGAUUAGUCAAUUGUGUGUGUGUUUUUUUUUUUUUUGGUCUCUAAUGCUCCUAUUUAUUGUAAUGUAAUAAAUGAGUUCUGGUGAGAUUGCUGGUGUGUUCUUUAAUGGAGAUUACAUGUGCUGGUGUGUUUCAUUAUUACACGUUGUUCAUGCUUGUAUUAACCUUCCUUUAAAAGAAGCUGUGGUGGGUACAUGUCAUGGCAGUAAAUCCACUUAGUCUGCUUACUGUGCAGGGUGUGGAGUAGGACUGUAUAAUCGAAAGCAUUAGAGAUUAAUUUGGCCUCAUUUAUUUCACGAGUGUUAAGGGAAUCCUAAAUAAUACUAUAUCUCAACUCUGCAGGAGAUAAAUAUGUCAAAUGAUCACUAUGUAUUUUAUUAUGAUCAAAGCAAACAGUGAC
This is a messenger RNA of Pelobates cultripes (western spadefoot toad), 17341 nucleotides long. Lineage: Eukaryota; Metazoa; Chordata; Amphibia; Anura; Pelobatidae. The record is from the annotation of a GenBank genome assembly.